Messenger RNA from Nasonia vitripennis (jewel wasp), 2337 nucleotides. It is a transcript of the gene mrn, whose product is annotated as general transcription factor IIH subunit 4. Gene Ontology annotation, molecular function: ATPase activator activity; double-stranded DNA binding. Gene Ontology annotation, cellular component: transcription factor TFIIH holo complex; transcription factor TFIIH core complex. The coding region runs from base 299 to 1702 and encodes 467 amino acids. The transcript is spliced from 7 exons. Gene Ontology annotation, biological process: nucleotide-excision repair. NCBI's taxonomy places the organism in Eukaryota, Metazoa, Arthropoda, Insecta, Hymenoptera, Pteromalidae. The record is from RefSeq and is a predicted model, not a curated record.
UACCUGUUUACACCUUGGGUCGGCGAAUUGUCUUAUAGCCAAGCCGCGGAACGGUUCCCCACCGUUCCAAACGUGCAAAAAAAAGGUGUUUGUGGUGGCUGUUUAGGAAAUGUAUACAGGCGUUUAUAGCUUGUUUUGUUGUUGUCUUGCUGCGGUAUGUUUAAAAAUGAAUGAAUGAAAAUGGUGGUGCUGACAGCAAAAGAGUAUUUAAGUGCCUACUAAUUUCAGAAGGUCAUUUCAGAAACUUACAACGACAGUUUUUUAAAUUGUCCUUUAUUUAGUUUAAGCAGCCGUCAGUAUGAUAUCAGCAAUCAGUGGUAAGAAUUUACUGCAGCCUACUGGGCUACAAUGCAAGAAUUUGCACGAAUACCUUAAGUCGAGGUCACCAGAGGUGCUCAGCAAAUUGUACAAUAAUCCUCCGAUUUGUCUUGCAGUCUACAGAGAACUGCCAGAGAUUGCCCGACAUUAUGUUAUGAGGCUCCUGUUUGUAGAACAACCAGUUCCACAGGCUGUCAUUGCAUCUUGGUGCUCAAAACUACAUGUAGAGAAUCAUUUAAACGUGGUGCAAGUUAUGAAUGAGUUAAAUAUUUGGAAGGAAGCUGCUAUACCUGGUGGCUUGCCAGGAUGGAUACUCAAUGCCACGUUUAGGAAAAAUUUAAAAAUAGUGCUUCUGGGUGGUGGUGCGCCUUGGACUAUGUCUAAACAACUUGAGAUUGACAGCAAACCUAGGGAUAUAGCUUUUUUGGAUUCUUAUGCUUUGGAAAGGUGGGAGUGCGUUUUGCAUUAUAUGGUUGGAUCGCAACAACAAGAAGGCAUAUCAGCCGAUGCUGUCAGAAUUUUAUUACAUGCUGGCCUUAUGAAAAGGGAUGAAGAAGAUGGUAGUCCUGUUAUAACACAAGCGGGUUUUCAAUUUUUAUUAUUAGAUACUUCUGCUCAGGUUUGGUACUUUAUCCUUCAAUAUUUGGAUACAGUGGAGGCAAGAGGUUUGGAUUUAGUUGAAUGCCUGACUUUUCUUUUUCAAUUGAAUUUUUCCACACUUGGAAAAGAUUACAGUACACAAGGUAUGUCAGAUGGCCUUUUGAUGUUUCUACAACAUCUGAGAGAAUUUGGCCUUGUAUAUCAACGAAAAAGAAAAGCAGGAAGAUUUUAUCCAACACGACUAGCUUUGAAUAUUGCAACAGGACAAGACAAACCUAUCUCAAGAGAUUUGGAAAAAGAACGCUUUGUCAUAGUUGAAACAAAUUAUAGGGUAUAUGCAUACACAAACUCAAAUCUGCAAGUUGCACUCAUUGGUUUAUUUUGUGAAUUACUCUACAGAUUUCCAAAUUUAGUGGUUGCAAUAUUGACAAGAGAUUCUGUACGAGCAGCCUUAAAAAGUGGUAUCACUGCUGUACAAAUAGUAGGAUAUCUGAAUCAGCAUGCUCAUAAUAAAAUGAUUGAUCCUGGACCACCAACUCUUCCACCAACUAUUGUAGAUCAGAUUAAACUAUGGGAAAAUGAAAGAAAUCGCUUUAUAUUCAGCGAAGGAGUUCUUUAUAGUCAAUUUCAUUCUCAAAUUGAUUUUGAAGUUCUUAGAGAUCAUGCUGUAUCUUUGGGUGUAAUGAUUUGGCAAAGUGACAGGAAACGAACUAUGGUUGUUACAAAAACAGGUCAUGAUGAUGUCAAAAAAUUCUGGAAGCGAUAUUCAAAAGGAGCCAAUUAACUGUUUUUUAGUUUAAUCAAGGUUGUUAAUACUUGAGGAAAAAUGUUUGUUUGGAAGUAAUGUUAUUUAUCAAUAUUUAUACAAGGAUCAAACCAAUAUUGUCUGAUAUAAUUUGUACAAAAGUAUUCAAGAUAAAACUUGCAAUACAGGAUGAUUUAUUGUAAAAUAAAUAGCAUAAAUUUUAUAAAAAUGCUCUGUAAAAGACCUUUUAUUAUCGCCGUGUCUAUUCGCAUCACAAAUUCACGUAAAUCCACGUAGAUCCAGGGUAUGAUUGAUUAAUUAGUGACUUGAAAUUUACUUUUCUUUUGCAAAGAGUAAAUCUGUGUACUGUUGCUUUAGCAUACUGAUCUUUUCACUCAGAUGUGCUGAAGCAAUCAUACCCACCCAGGCACACUCUUCGCAAACGUACACGGGUUGAAUAUUUUCUUAACUUCUUAUAUCCGCAGGGAAAACCCGUGUACCGUAUAUGUACACGGGUGGGUGUACGUAGACAGUGCCUAAAAAAUUACGUACGCUAACGCGGAAAAUUUACGUUUCUGGAAAAUACGUGUCUAUACUUCGUCAACGUAAAUACACGUUUUAAAGUCGUCGAUGAAAUCAAGUUUUAAACGCGUAUUUACGUGGAUCUACGUGAA